GGUGACUCUCUACUGGCGACAGGCAUAAUAUUGCCAAAGAGGCGGCCAUCGUGCGAUUCGUUUUCGUCUAACAUCCAGAUUGUGCCGGAUCCACCAACUGUAAUUGGUUUGCAAAACGAAUCGAAUUCUCGUUGCAUAACGCCCAUUGAUGGCCAUGACGAUGGCGCUGGCGCUGGCAACGCCGACGCAACUCAAAAUACAAAACCAUUAGCCGUUAAGAAAUCUGACCAAUUCGUACGCACCGCGUCCUCUGUGUCUGAUGAUGAGGAAUCCAGUAGUGAUUGUCUGUUGUCGCAGCUAUCAAAACACGUACAUAAAAUGUCUGAUUUGGAAAGCAUUGUUGAACCCACAACUGUGCAUGUGAUUAAGGGCGCUACUAUGACGCUGAUGAGUUUCGAAGCUACGCCCACGUUGCCAACAUACUUGCUCAACGGUGAAAGUCGUGAUGUACCUACACCACCUGCUGUAGCAAUAUCGGCGCCGACGCCUUUACCUAUUCCCAAUGCGGAUGUGUCACCAGACACGGAUGAACAACGUCAUACAGCAGCGCCAACAACGGCUUUGAUUGCAGAACCGGCGAAAAUUGAAUUGCCACUGGCGCCAUCGACACAGAAUUCUAAGGAAAGAAUGGCCGCUGAGUUGCCGCAGCCAGAUUCGCUUGCGAUUGCAAGUGUUCCAGUAAAAGAACCCGAGCAAGUCUCAGUAAAGGAUUUACCAUCGGUGGCUGCACCCGUGCUGGCUGAACAGGAUGUGGGAAAGUUUAGUGAUCGCUCAUCUCGCCAAAGUUCAACGCCACCAUUACAGCUUGGACAGCAAUUUCAAGAUGCUAUGAAUUCACCACCAUCGGCGAAUGCAAUAUCAAUAUCAUCCGAUCAUGAAGUUUCUUCAACACAAGAGCUCGUUUUUACACCGGAAAAGCGUUCUAAUUCCAAUACUCUCAACAAGUCAGCGGAUGUGUCAACUGCCACUAUCGUCGAAGAAACCGCUAUGGUAGUACAAAAUAGCCAAAUCGAUACAACGCAUCACUUACCAGAAAACUCAUACCAUAUGCGCCGGCGUACGCGCAAAUUUUCUGAUGAGUCCAUAUUGCAUGAAAACAGAAAUGACGAUCCGGCCAAUAACGUCCCGCAACGACGACGAAAGACUUUUCCAUCUGAAUCGACUUUGCACGUACAAUUUACGUCCAACACUAUAUCCGCACCCAAUGUGAACACCCUCACGAGCAGCAUUGCUACGAGCGGUGCAAGUGUCGGUUUGAAUAGCGGUGGUGGCGGUGUUGGCGGUGUUGGUGGUGUUGGUGGAGGUAGUGGUGGCAGUUCGCCAUCUACGACCACUGAGCCGGUGACUAAACCAGCACAAACUCGACGACGGAAGCACACACAAAAGCGCAACAUUUCGCAACUGCCACUAUCUGCACGUAGCCGAGGAGGAAGAGGCGUUGGCAGCGCUAGUGAAUCGAAUGGCACUUUUGUAUUUGGUUGCAGUCGAUUGCAGACAUCUAAAGUUCAUCUAUCAGAUGUAGAACCUUGUGUUGUACUACCGGCGAGCGCUGUUGUGCCGCCCGUCAAUUUGGGUAAUAUUGCACACACCUAUUCGAAGGAUAGUAUGGCGCAAAUAAAGGUGUUCGUGCCGCCCGCUGUAGAUAUGUGCAUGGAGAAUGAGGGUGCGGAAAAGAAGGUAACAUUAAAAGCCUCAAAGAUCUCUGGCAGUGAGGCGACUACAACAUGUCGUCGCGGCCGGCCGCCGGGCUCGUUAAAUAAGUGUUCGAAGAAGCCAAAGCUAAUUGAAUCAGCGGAGAAAACCAAAGCGAGAAAAACUGCGGUGAAUCUGUCAAAACCAAAGACUGCGCGCACCGUAAACAACCCUGUAAAUAAGCCUGUUGUCGCUAAGGAACUCCAAAAACUACAGAAUUUGAAAGCGGUGCAGCCAGCAAGACCACCACCUGCGCCAGUCAAAUCAAAAAAGCCAGCGCGUACAAAGAAGGCCGACCGUGUGUCCAGUCGCAAACCGCAUUGGAAGACGAAUGAAAAUGAACGACUUCGUACAUUGCGGCCACGGUCCGAGGAACAGUUGAACCGCAUGAGAUUGGCUGGAGAAAUUUCACAAGCUGAGGUAACAGAUGAAGAGAUAGAAGAAAUUAAAGGAUGCGAAAUUGCAAGCGCUCAAGGUAUGGAGGAAGCUGUGGACUCGAAGUGGCAAAUAGCCGAAAUGCAACCGAUUGUGCUUGUGCAACGCAUUAGCUGGAUAAAGUGAAAAUUUGUGGAAGGUGUUUAGUUGGAUAAUUUGAAAAUUAAUAAUCUCAAAUCCAUGAGUUAGGAGUUUAGUUUGGGCGUGUUUAGUUAUGAAAUGCUUUAUUUAACACGGUCCAUUGCUUUUAUGUGAUUGUACACAUUUUUUAUGUUGAUUUAGUUUUAAAAUAAUUGCCCAUAAAAAAAAUAAUAAUAAUAAUAUUAAAAUAGAAAAGAAAAGAUUACUGUAAAAAGUACUGCCAGAGAAUAAUAAACAUACACAUUUUAAACUUAAAAUAUGAUCACACAUGUAGUUUACAUGAAUAAACGAAAACACAUUAACCAAUGGAAAUACAGGAAAGCAAUGAAAAUAAGAAAUUUUGAAAAAAAAUUUACUACAUUAAUUUUUGCAGGCAUGUUGAAUGAAUAUUUAUUUUCUCAUUCACCUUGUUUAUAAAGUGCAUUAAUUCGUGUUAACUUAAAUCGUAUAAACGCGUGCAAAUUAAGUGUGUUACACUGACACGAAUUUAUAUGAAACCGUAUUUAGUGUCGUAUAAACAAGGUAAUUGAUAGCUAAAUAAGCGUAUUUGAAUGUUGGAAAAUAAAAACUAAAUGCUGCGAAGACUUGAAAGAAACAAGUAAUGAAAUUUGUACUGUAAAUAUUUUAAGUUUUCUUGUCAUUCUAAUUUCAAUACAGGUUUCAACUAAUUUACUUAGACUGAUUGCAUUUUGUAUAUAUAAUUUUUACACUUGUUACGCUGUGUAUGCAUCUCAGCAAUACUCAAGUUGGUUUUUAUGAAAUCCAAAUCCGAUCCCGCGGAAUUCGUAAAUGAGUGAAAUACGACACGAAAUUAAUUUUGGAUUUCUGAGAUGAGCAAAGAAAUUAGCUUUCGCCGUGUAAACCGCCGAAGCGCCACUUUAUUCGAGCUUCGAGCCGAACCACGAACCGAACCGUUUUUGAAAUGCCUAAACCGAACCGAAAACCCAACUCCAAAAAAUGCUUCGAUUCGGUUCAAAAUGAAAAUCCACUAAAGCAUUUUUCUAGUUUUGUAAUACACAACCCGUAUAGUAAAACUGCAAAAUUUUUGUUUGAUGGCAACUCCGUGAGUUGUAAUGCCAGUUAAAUAAAAAUUUUCUAAAACUCGGAAAAUAGAAAAAAAAUUUUCAAAGAGAAAGCCCACAAAUAGUGGAUUUGAUGUUUGCGCGGAUUGAAAAAAACUGCAGCCCUUCAAGACGAAUUUAUUAUAAAUUACUUUAUCUUAAUUGUUUCUUUCGUUAUGUACAUAGAUAUGUACAACGCGAAGA
Messenger RNA from Rhagoletis pomonella (apple maggot), 3533 nucleotides. RefSeq lists its product as uncharacterized. Bases 319 to 2253 code for a protein of 644 amino acids. The record is from RefSeq and is a predicted model, not a curated record. The transcript has 3 exons. Lineage: Eukaryota; Metazoa; Arthropoda; Insecta; Diptera; Tephritidae.